Chiloscyllium plagiosum (whitespotted bambooshark) is the source of this 495-nucleotide messenger RNA. Lineage: Eukaryota; Metazoa; Chordata; Chondrichthyes; Orectolobiformes; Hemiscylliidae. The record is from RefSeq and is a predicted model, not a curated record.
GUUUCUGGACGGUGAGGAGUCGGUUUGUUUGACAAGAUGCUGACGUCUCCAGUGCUCGGCGCUGGCACAGACAGACCCGUUCCAAUGCAGCUGUGCCAGGAUUGGGAGGAGUUAGGUUCAACUGAUGGUUUACCCAAACUGGAUGACAGCCUGACCAACCUUCACUGGCUACAUCGCUUCGCUCUCCAGGACACUGAGUGCCAACACUCAGCUGUGCCACACCAACCCAGGUCUGUUGUAGCAGCAACACCAGCCUCACUGGCAAUUUCGCAUGAUCCUGAUAAACCCACCCUGACUGGCACACCUUUACCAUCAGAAACCCGUGAGGACAUCAACUAUACCACUGACCCUUACGCCAAGCCCCCGUAUUCCUAUGCUACUCUGAUCUGCCUCGCUAUGAAAUCCAGUAAUCAGAGCAAGGUGACACUGUCCACUAUCUAUUCCUGGAUCAAAUACAAUUUCUGCUACUACAGGCACGCUGAGCCAAGCUGGCAG